This is a messenger RNA of Cercopithifilaria johnstoni, 678 nucleotides long. Lineage: Eukaryota; Metazoa; Nematoda; Chromadorea; Rhabditida; Onchocercidae. The record is from the annotation of a GenBank genome assembly.
AUGAAUACGUUUCCCGACGAUAGAAUUCUUGCAAGGGGUCCACCAAAUGCUUUUGGUAGCGACGAUUCAAGCCUUGCCGAUUAUUCUGCUAAUAAUCCACCAGCUCCAUUGUGCGCUAGUACUCCAGUUGAACAUUCGCUUUCGCUUACGGAUCUACAUGAUACCGCUGUCCAAAUUGAAUGCGAAGAUAUGGCUGUAAGUACGGGAGAGGAAAAAGAAACGGAUGUGCAAACUGCAGUAGCAAUUCGUCUAAGUGAUAUGGAAAGUUAUCAGGGCGAUCUGAUAUUAUUAAAUACCAACUUCGUUACAACACGAAAUGUUAAUCCCCUUCCAUCAGAAAUAGAAUCAAUCGAAGAAAUUCCACUCGAACCUACCACUGAACCUGCAAUAUCACGCAUAAUAAUUGAUGUGUCUCCACCGACACAUCAUUAUUGGCUUCGUGAACGAGGAUCACGAAGAAUGGACGAAUCUGGAGAUGAUGAAGCGGAAGAAACACCUCGUCCCAAAAAACGUGGUAAGAAGAAGCACAACAAGAAACACAACAAGAAAAGUGCGAAAAAAUCACCACCGGCAAAAACGGGACGAGUUAAGAAGGAGAAAAAGGAAUCGGGAAACAAAUCUACUAAACAUGAUAAUAAUGAUAACAACAAUGGGAAAAAGAAGCGCGCUAAAAAAUAG